This is a messenger RNA of Populus nigra (black poplar), 2342 nucleotides long. RefSeq names its product chaperone protein dnaJ GFA2, mitochondrial-like. Gene Ontology annotation, molecular function: heat shock protein binding; ATP binding. Bases 249 to 1589 code for a protein of 446 amino acids. Gene Ontology annotation, cellular component: cytoplasm. The record is from RefSeq and is a predicted model, not a curated record. The transcript is spliced from 19 exons. NCBI's taxonomy places the organism in Eukaryota, Viridiplantae, Streptophyta, Magnoliopsida, Malpighiales, Salicaceae. Gene Ontology annotation, biological process: response to heat; protein refolding.
UAGCCGUAGGGUUUUGUCUUUCCAGUUUCUAGAUUCCUUUAAAAAAACCAACAAAAACAACCCUCUCCCUUCCUCUCUCAAACUCCGAGAACCUUUCCAAUCUAAAAAACUAGGGCUAUUGUAGGGUUUAAGCCCCCACCCAAAAAAUCCCAAAACCCAAAAAGAACCAAACUUUCUAAUAAUUCCCCAAUUCACAUAAAUUGCUAGAAAAAUCAAGACUUUUGAAACCCUAGUAAAGAACCCACCAAAUGGUUCGGUCUCGUGGCGUCAAGCUUGUUGGUUGGCUCGCUCGCCGUUCUCUCCCCUUCAACCUCCUCGAAGAUUCUGCUGAUUCCGUAUACAAGAGUGUACUAAGUGGGAGUUUUAGGAGAUUGAGCGGUACUGCUGGGGUUUAUAAUCCUGUUAGGUCUAUUGGCAAUCACACUCAUAAAAAUGUUAACCAAAAAAAUUGGUUGCUAUUGGGAGCUUUAAAUGCAAAUUUUGGUGCUGCGAGGUCAAUUCAUGGCUCUGCUCAUAUGUCCAAAGAUUAUUAUGAUGUACUUGGCAUUAGCAAGAAUGCUAGUGCAUCUGAUAUAAAGAAAGCUUAUUAUGGGCUGGCAAAGAAGCUCCAUCCUGAUACAAACAAAGAUGAUCCUGAAGCUGAAAAGAAGUUUCAAGAAGUUUCAAAGGCCUAUGAGGUUUUGAAAGAUGAUCAAAAGCGGGAACAAUAUGAUCAGCUAGGCCAUGACGCAUUUGAAAACCAAGAUAAUUAUCAGCCUGGUGGACCAGGAUUUGAGAGUCCAUUUGGUGACUUCUUCAGAAUGGAAGAUAUAUUCAGCAAUAUAUUUAGACAGAAUGUUGCUGGCCAAGAUGUCAAGGUUUCCAUUGAACUUUCCUUCAUGGAAGCUGUUCAGGGAUGCACCAAAACUAUUACAUUUCAGACUGAUGUGGCUUGUGAAGCUUGUGGUGGAGAAGGUGUUCCUCCAGGAGUAAAACCUCAAAUGUGUAAACGCUGUAAAGGCAGAGGCGUGAUAUCUACGCAAAAGGGUUUUUUCAGUUUUCAGCAGACAUGUGAUCAGUGUGGCGGAACUGGGCAAACUGUUUCGAGUUUUUGCAGGUCUUGCCAUGGACGCAAAGUAGUGAGAGGAUCAAAGACAAUUUCAUUGAACAUUCCAACAGGAGUGGAUGACAAUGAGACUAUGAAGCUCCCUAGAAGUGGCGGAGCAGACCCAGAGAAAAAUCAACCUGGGGAUCUCUAUGUUACAAUCAAGGUCCGCGAAGACCCUGUUUUCCGAAGAGAAGGCUCUAACAUUCAUGUUGAUGCUGUUCUAGGCAUUACCCAGGCAAUUUUGGGGGGAACCAUCCAAGUUCCAACUCUCACAGGAGAUGUUGUACUCAAGGUCCGCCCUGGCACCCAACCUGGUCAGAAGGUGGUUCUGAAGAAUAAAGGGAUUAAAGCACGGGCCUCUUACUCAUUUGGUGAUCAGUUUGUGCACUUCAAUGUCAAAAUUCCAACGACUUUGACCCCAAGACAGCGUGAAUUGAUUGAGGAGUUUGCCAAAGAAGAACAAGGUGAAUGUGACAAUCGUGCUGCUGGAGCAUCUGGGUGAGGCCAUGGCCUAGGAAAAGAAAAAUCUCGAAGAACAGCGAAAAACCAGGUAUUGGAGUUUUCAUCUGGUGCUCUUCGCAUAUUCUGCCUGAUAGCCAGCCAUGAGAGGAUGGAUCUUUUAUUAGAAGAGAACUGGGAGAAAUUCCAAUACGAGGGGCGUUGCCUGAGUUAUCAGAGAAACUGCCUUCAGAGCCGAUGAUAGAUUGCAUGGAGGCACCUUAGUGCAUCGCCAGCCGGGUGGGGUGGUAAAACGAGCCCAUGCCCUUGCUAGCUGUUGCCUGCGUCCAAUUCAAUUCAGCUGGAUGUUACCCGCUGGCGGUUUGCAAAGGUUUCAACGAAACCAUCACGUUUGACAAAAGUUUGACACCGCUCCCAAGCACGAGAACACUUCCCACCCGACAUCUUUUGCUUGUUGCAUUGUAGAGAAGAGAGUUAGAUUUUGCAGAGCAGCAACGCAGCAAGAUCGUUCCAGGUAACCAAAAGCCCAGAUAUCAAGUUCAAGUGAAAGCGCCAGGCACAUGAAUUCAUCACUUGUGAGUCCCGCUCUAUACGGUCAUAUUUGUUUUUUUUUAUUUGAUUUAAUAUUAUAUGGUCAUAUUAAAUCUUUUUAUUAUUUCAUCUUAGAUCUAAAACUCAAGGGUGUAAAUAAUAGGUUUGGGUAUGCCAGGCGUUACACAAGUGAUUUGAGUUGUUUUCUCUUGCUCAAAUGAAUAUUGUUGUUGAUUUGUCUCUCAUUUAUUUUUCAAUUCUUCUA